UAACUCGCGUAAUACUAGCAGCGCUCCUGCGGCCGCGGUUUGUUUCUCAUCGGAGCAGAAUUAGGCGCGGGACCUCUUGACGUCACUUCCUGUUGCCGGUUCUGCAGUGAUUAAUACAGAUCAUCAUCAUCAUCAUCGUCUGAUGAAGACUCAGGAGGUGUCGGAGGAUGCUGUGGGCAGACGGGUGAGCUGUGAUGGAGAAAGAGGAACUGUCCGUUACGUGGGUCCGGUUCCUCCCACCGCAGGUGUGUGGUUGGGCGUGGAGUGGGACGAUCCAGAGAGAGGAAAACACGACGGGAGUCAUGAAGGAGAGCGAUAUUUCACCUGCAGACACCCGACGGGCGGCUCGUUCGUUCGGCCCAAGAAGGCCAGUUUCGGUGUGGAUUACGUGACGGCUCUAAAGCAGCGCUACGAGGUGAAACUACAAGAGGUUAUCGGAGAAGAGCUGACGAUCUCCAGCAAAACCGUGAUGAUGGUCGGAUUUGAGGACGUCAAGCAGAAACAGAGGCUGGAGAACCUGACAGAAAUCGGUCUGAGGAGAUGCGAGGUGUCUGGUCCAGGCCCGGAGAAUGAGAUCAGAAACACCACACCAUUGGCUCAGUCUCUGGAUCUUUCUGGAAACCUGCUGAGCUCGUGGGAGGUGCUGGCGGCGAUCACCGAGCAGCUGGAGUCUCUGCAGGAGCUGCAGCUCAGUCACAACAGGUUGAGUAUCUCCAGUGAGCCGAGCCGUUUAAGCCCCGCCUUCUCUCGUCUGAGGGUGCUGUCACUCAACAGCUGCGCACUCACCUGGACUCAGGUUCUCCACUGCGCCCCCAUGUGGCAGAAGUUAGAGGAACUUUAUCUCGCUGACAACGACAUCACAGAAUUACAGAGACCAGAACGUGUGCUACAGACUUUAAAAGUGCUGGAUUUAUCCAAUAACCACAUAGUCCAGGAGACGGUGCUGGAAAUCUCACAUUUACCCUGUUUGGAGAAGCUGAAUCUGUCCAGCACCGGUUUAUCCGUCAUUCAGUUCAGUGAUGCUUCACCAGGUAACAAGACGGCUUUGUUUCCUGCGCUGAAGACACUUUUACUAGACGACAACAACAUUUCAGAGUGGCGUGUGGUGAACGAGCUGGAGAAGCUGCCGUCUCUGCUUCAUCUGUCCUGUCGGAGAAACCCGCUGCAGCAGAGAGAGAAGAACCUGGAGACCGCGAGACAGAUCAUCAUCGCCCGACUGAGCCGGCUGGAGCUGCUCGACAUGAGACAGGUUUUGUCGGAUGAGAGGAAGGGUGCGGAGCUGGAUUACUGUAAGAUGUUUGGAUUGGCGUGGCUGAAGGCUGGAGGUCACCGCGAGCCGGAGAAGAACGUCCCGAACACAGAGUUCACGAGCGAACACCCGCGAUUCCUCGCGCUCAUCCAGAAGUACGGCGCUCCAGAGGAGGGCGAGCUGAAAGAACAGAUACCAUUUGCUCUAAAAAAUCAAUUAUUAACCGUAACGUUCGUUUGUCCGGAGGAUUCGGAGAGGAAGCCCAUAGAGAAGAAGCUGCCAGGCUCGAUGAUUGUUCAGAAGGUGAAGGGGCUUUUACAUCGGCUGCUCAAAUUACCAGGAGUGGAGUUAAAGCUGUCCUACACCUGCUCGCAGAUGGCCGGCAGAGAGAUUGAGAUCGAUAACGAUCUGAAGCCGCUGGAGUUUUACUCGGUGGAAGAAGGCGACAGAAUUCUGGUGCGCUGGUCCUGAUGAAACCGCAGGGAAUUGUGGGACAUUUGAGCCUUACUGACUGACCGUCACUCGGAUCAGAGCGAGUCCAUCAGCUUCUGCACUGACCACUGAAAUUAUUCCUUCAGAAAACAAAGCAUUGCCAAAAAGCAUGAACUAUUUAUUUUAGUAUUUCGUUUGGAUCCUUCAGUGUCUGUGCGAAUCAUUACAGUCUCUCACCACCAGAUGGCGCUUCAUUUCGCUGCACCACACGUACCUGGAGCAAAUAUUCCAGAAAGACACUUUAUAAGAUCAUGUGAAUCUCAUAAAGAAAUGUACAGGUCACAUUUCACCCCAGUAACAAUGUUUGUUUUUCACAUUCAAAAUAAAAUAAAAUUCAGUACAGCGUACGGCAAAACUGUACUUUCAUGUGACGUUUAAAUUAUAAAGUACACUUGUGAAACUGUUCAUUUCCAUGUUACAGGAGGCAACUGAAAAUUGCUUAAAUGUGCUUAAUUGUCAUUUAAAAAAUGUUAAAAAUAAUAAUAGUAGGCAUUGCAAUUUUUUUUUUUUAUUAUUUUGAUUUUUGGUAAAAUGACCAGGAUUUUCUUGACAUGAUUCAUGAAAUUUAACUACAUAUUAAACAUAGUAAUUAUGUUUGCAAAUCUGUGGGGUCUGAAUCAUUUAUAUAAAAGUACUCAUUUACCAAACCGUGUUUUGUUAAAUCACUGUUGUAAGCCUAUGUUAAUUACUUAUUUUAGAGCUGUCCAGAUGGAUUUAAACUUUAUAUUUUAUUAAAUAGUUUUAUUAAAACUUUAUACUUAGUUUUUCCUUGCACAAAAAAAAAAAAAAAAGUUUCACCCAUCACUAGACGUGCUUUUUAAAAUCAUUACAAGUGAUGUCGAAAUUCGAAAAUAAAUGGCUCUUUUGAACUAAUUAUUGCUAGUGAAUCGCUUGAAAUCAACGAUCAAAGUCACGAGUUUGAAUUUGAAUCAAUCGGAGCGGUUCCAGCGUAAAUGACUCACUCAAUUUGAGUUUGUAGCUUAAUUCACUAUAUUUGAAAUAGUUUGAGCUGCAGUUCAGUUGCUGAUAGUUCAAUAGGAAUCAGUUGAAAGCAUCCGGUCACUUCAUUGUGAAUGUUAAAUUUAUCAGUAGCCUGUAU
Messenger RNA from Onychostoma macrolepis, 2840 nucleotides. RefSeq names its product tubulin folding cofactor E (gene tbce). Bases 143 to 1720 code for a protein of 525 amino acids. The transcript is spliced from 17 exons. The record is from RefSeq and is a predicted model, not a curated record. Gene Ontology annotation, molecular function: protein binding. Lineage: Eukaryota; Metazoa; Chordata; Actinopteri; Cypriniformes; Cyprinidae.